Molecule: messenger RNA, 6507 nt
Organism: Homo sapiens (human)
Lineage: Eukaryota; Metazoa; Chordata; Mammalia; Primates; Hominidae
Gene: IL17REL
Product: interleukin 17 receptor E like
Exons: 15
Coding region: 120-1643 (507 amino acids)
Cellular component (GO): extracellular region
Molecular function (GO): interleukin-17 receptor activity
Source: RefSeq, marked validated
CUGUUUGUCUUUGGGGCUGGAGCUGCAGGGUCAGCCUGGAGCCGCUGCCACAGGGCAUCCUGCAAACUUGCCCCACUCACAUCCACGCUUACCAGUGGGAGCUCUCACUGCACAGCCAGAUGCUGGCUGGGCAAGCACUCGCGUUCUUGGGCCUGACCUGGGGCACUUUCCAGAGCCUGGCCAUCCCCCGGAUUACAGAAUGUGGCCUCUCCUGUUCUCAGGGCUUUGCCUGCAGGAGCCACAGGAACCGGAACAUUUUUAACAGCUUCUGCCGGCCACGCCCCGUGUCCAUGUCCAGGUCAGUCCUGGAGGCCCUGACGUCCUCCACUGCCAUGCAGUGUGUCCCCUCUGACGGCUGCGCGAUGCUCCUGCGUGUACGCGCCUCCAUCACCCUGCAUGAGCGCCUGCGGGGCCUGGAGGCCUGUGCCAUGAGCCUGGACACCCAGGAGACGCAGUGUCAGAGCGUGUGGGUGGCCAGGGCCUCCCACCGGCAGCAGGGGGGGCAGCAGCUCCAAGUGCACUUUGGCUGCUUUGCGGUGAGCGUGGCCCAGCACCUCUAUGUCACCCUGAGGACCAUCCCUCAUUUCUGCGGGGUCCAGCUGGACCAGAGGCACCUCGUGGAAGACUGCGGAGAGGAGGACGUGGGGAGGAGCGUGCCCGACUGCCUCGCGGGGAAGCUCAGCUACUGGGUGGACCGGAGGCGCAAGGCGAUUCUGGUGCAAGUGCCCAGGGCCUCCGGGAGCCCCGACUACUACCUGCGGCUCUGCCUCAAGCGGUUCACCUGCGAGGACGCCGGCGCCCCUGUGCGAGUGACCGCCAACAGCGUCUCCCAGGCCGUCUUCCUGCCCUACAGCCAGGAGCUGCCGUGCCUGUGCCUGGAGGGCUGGUCUGCGACCCCUGACGCGGUGCGGAUCCAGAUCUGCCCCUUUGAAAACGACACUGAGGCACUGGAGGUGCUGUGGGACACGGUCUACUACCACCCGGAGAGCCAGACACUGAGCUGGGAGCCCGCCUGCCCUGUGAGUGGCCAUGUGAGCCUGUGCUGGCGCCCGGGGCCGGGGGCCGGCUGCCGUAAGCUGCAGCAAUCCAGCCAGCUGGUGCAUCGCAGAGUGCAGUACCCGCUGGUGGACACCCAGCCCCAGCUCUGCCUGAAGUUCUCUACCAGUUGGGGGUCCUGGGUGCGGUGCCCUUUCGAACAGCGUCGCUUCCCAACCUGGAAAAUGACCAUCCAGCCUUCGCCCACAAAGGGCCACCUCCGGGUCACCUUCUUCUCGUCCAGCCCCGCCCACUUCCAGGUGCACCUGUGUCACAGGAGGAAGUCACAGCUCCCUGCCUGCCAACGCACACUCCAGGCCAGCCCGCUCCCUUCAGCCUCAGGUGACCUGGCAGCCGCCCCUGCUUUUGCCUUCCUAGACCUUCCCAGGGAGGAGGCCUGUGCCCCAGGCAUCUGCAUCCAGGGCUGGAGGACCGAUGUACACUUCUCCGUCCCCCAGCAGCUCUGCAACCUCCGCUCCAGUGGGUGCCCAUCUCUCAGGGGCCGCAGGAGGCCGAGGACUAGACCUAGGCCUCCCACGGCAGGCUGGGCGUGGCGUGCACUGAACAGGAGACUGGGUGGGGGAAACGGGGAGACCAUCCGGCCCUGAGUCAGGUCAGGCUUCUGCGCCAAACCCAGGUCUGUGCCCAGCACUGCCCUCCAGCCUUGCAUUUCCCUCCACCACACACCGCUGGGCCUCCCGCACGCCCACCCUGGUCUCACUGUCACUGGCCUUGCCUCCUCCUCCCUGGGGGUCCACCUUCCCUGAUCAGAGCUCUGGUUCCAACCGCCAGUGACUUGGGAUGUCCCUUUGCCCACCAGCCACUGAGGCCCAGGCUCCCAGGACCCAGGGUACAUCAGGACAGGACUCUGCCCAGUGGACAGAACUAAGCACAUGUGGCCUGGGUGUGGUCAGGAGCGUGGCUCUGCCUUGGAGUCCAGGAAGGGUCAGAGCUGGCACUCCUACCUGCACCCCUCCCUGUGAGCAAAAGAGCUUGCCUAGCUUCGGGUGGGGUGAACCGCAACAGCCACAGAGGUGGGAGGGGUGGGAGGGGGUGGAUAGGACAGCCUGGCACCCAGGGCCUCUGGAGACCCUUUCCAGGGAGCACCAGUGGGCCAGGCAGGGGUCUCUGGAAUGUCUCCUCAGCUCAGCUGAGCCACAGCCAUUUCAGGGCAGCCUGCUGCCCACAGGACAUGCCCAGGGCCGUGGCAGUACCCGCAGACCUUCAGCUCCCCCUUCUCCCAGCAAGACUUUUUGGCCAAGCCUAGGUCCCCCUCCCUAGCAAAGGUCACCUCCAGCAGAUCACAGACUAAAGGGGCAAUGGCCACCUGCUGGUCAGGUGUCCCUGGGGCUGGCACCUGCCACUGUGGAGUGCCCAUGCUAUGCUGGGCAAGUCCACGGCCCCAGGGACAGGCCUGGAGGCAGCAGGAGGACCGGGCCUGGCUCAGGUGGGGGGAUCUGGGGGUCAUACACACUCCUCUUGGGGCCAGGGUGGGCUCCUCCUUCACUUGUCUGCUGAGCCUCCCUGCAGAUGGAAGGCUGCUGUCCACAGCCACUGGCACCCCAGGACUGGGCAGCCCCCUCCCCUUCCCUCACAUGUCUCAGCCUCGCACAGUGGGGGCAGGGCUGGGAGGUGGUGUCCCAGCCAGUACCACCCCUACGUCUCUCUCCAGCUGCACCCACCCACAUGGGACGGCAGCCUGAGGCCAGGAAUCUCCUCACGAACAAGUAGGUGCCAGGGACACAUUGCUGGGGGGCAGGAGGCCAAGGCACAGCCUCGGACAGCUGAGCCAGGCCCCCCUCCGAGAGUGUGGGGUGUUCUCACCUGACUGUGGGGCCUAGGCACCUGCUGGCUGUCCUGGGGCUACAGCUCCAUGGGGCCCUCAGGGGCUCUGGGUCACAUAAAAGACCUUCAGCCCUGUCCUGAGUCCCCUGGGAACAGCAGGAGCUGGGUGGGCUACCCCUUCCCCGGAUGGCCCAGGUGCUGGACCCCAGCCUCCCUCUCAGACAAUUCAUGGUCAUGGCCACUGUCCCUGGCCCUGAAGACAAGGCCCUGGCAGCUGCCUGGAGCUUCCCCAGUGCUCUGGGGUGCAGGGUGCAACCCCACCCUUCCUGUAGCUGAUCAGGCCCGAGGUGGUCAAGGAUCACCCCAGUUUCUGCCCAGGGCACCCCACACUGGCUGGAGUCCACCUCUCCUGUCUGUGCAUCCUUGGGUGCUGAGCUUCACUGGGGCACCCGCCCCACUCGGACCCCUCCAGAGGGUCUCAGCUUCCCCAGAUCCCAGCCCCACUCACCCAGCAACGGUCAGUCACUUCCUGUGGUCUCAGAGGCCACCUGCCUGGGGGCCACCUGCUGGGAUGUGCGGUUCUCAGACAUUCCAAGUGGCACAUCCAGGUCCCAGCCAGGGGUGCCCAGCAGUGGCCUGUGCAGUGGGCCAUGGGGUCGGCCCUUGAAGACUUCUCGUGUGGGUCACGUAGGCUCUCCGGCUUCCCCGCUGAGCCACCCUCUGGAGCCUGGACAUCGUCUCACCUGAGUGCUGUGCAGGACCACAUGCCCAGCCUGUCCCAGCGGUGGUCGCACCCCAUCUGCAGAUGCACUCCCACCGCAGUCUGGGCCCAGGCUGCCCUCUUCCAGCUGGCCGUGGGCCGCUGGGCCUUCUUUUCCCUCCUGCAACAGAGGCUGCUAUGUCCCAUAGACUGGAGAGGGGGCUGCAGAGCGAGUAAGUCCCCGCCACUCAGUAAACAUUGGUCCAGGGGUAGCUGUUAAAAUGGAGCUUGGGCCUGGCUGGAUGGUGACGGCACCAGGGACAAGUCUGGAGUGCGGGUGUCGUGGAGCCAUCCCCACCAGGCUGGACCCAAGAGCACCCCAAAGGCGUGGGAGGCCGCACCCCCAUGGGCAUGUGGGGGGCAGGGAGCACCUUGGGACUCAGGGGAGGUGCCGGGUCUCUGGGAGUGGAUUUGAGGUCAGCGUCACAUGGUGUGACCAGACAUCCCCAUCCAAGUGUCCCCAUAAAGGACCAGUGGUGGAGACACCCUGGGGAUGCGGAGGUCAGGCCAGGUGAGGGGCUUUAGAAGCUGGGUUUGAGCACCAGGGGCAGGGAGGCCAGUGGGGGGCAUGGACAGGGUGUCCCUCCCUAACCUGGAGAUCAGGGGCAUGGGGGGAUGCAGGCUGCCACUCGCCCAGGUGCCCUUCCCUAACCUGGAGAUCAGGGGAAUGGGGGGAUACAGGCUGCCACUCACCCAGGUGCCCCUCCCUAGCCUGGGGGAGGUCAGGGGCACAGUGGGGGUGGGGGGCACAGCACAAGCUGCCACUCUGCUCUCUCCAUGUCUCCUCUGGAGACCCCGUCCGCCCCCAGCCAGAAAACAAGUGUCCCGGCUCAGCAGGGCAGUCCCCGCCCCAGGUUCCUGCUCCUGCCUCCUGGACCAGCCAGGGGUGCUCCCUGUGGUGCACAAAGACCCCUGCUCUGACCCAGGGCUACUCCGGGAAUCCUGGCCACCGUGGAGGUGGGGCUGGGGAGGAUUGGCCAGACCAGGGUCACAGAGCUGAGCUCCUGCCUGACGGGUGUGGGCUCCCUCAAGCCUUCCACAGAUGGGGGAAACUGAGUCUUUUCUUCUGCAGAUGGGGGAAACUGAGUCUUUGGGGACUGUUAAGAGGCUGUGUUCAGAUCUCAGCUGUCCUACUGUCCCUCCCAGACAAGGGAGGAACCUGCUGGAGGACACACGCGUGCUGCCACCAGGCGGCAGUGGCUCUUAGUGCUGGUGCUGAGCCGGAUCAGCCGCCCCAGCACCCAACACGGAGCGCCCACAGCCCAGUGCACCCACCGCCUCCUUGGCCAGGGACGCUGCCCUCCCUCCACCACCACCGCCGGAAACCCACCCCCACACCUGCCAGGAGAAAAGUGCUGAGGACCCCGGGCCCCAGAAAGGGGGGUGCGGUAGGGGCGGGCAGGAGCACCUGUACUGGGGUGCACAGCCCUGCUCACAUCUGGGCCACAGUAUAACACGGGUGAGCCUUGGACGCCCGCCUGCCUCAUUCACUCAUGACACACAGCUGAGCAGGCCUUGGGCCCUGGGCCCCGACCCAGCACCGGGAACAAACAACACUGGCAAAGAUCCCGGGCCCUGCAGCUGGGGGACCAAGUCUGGGGCUGCCUGGCACUAAGGAGGGUCUUGGGUCAGAGUGUCAGUGCUGACACCAGGACAGUCCCAGGCAAACUGGGAUCAUGGAGCUGACCUUUGCAUGAGAGAGACAACCAGAGCCAAGUGACAUAAGUAAGCGAGGGGGCGUGGCUGGUGCCAGUGUGGGGUGAGGAAUGAGGCUGGGAGCACGAUGGGGAGUGUGGGGAGCUGCAAUCUGAAAUAGGGUGGGUCUGGGCACGGUGGCUCCCGCCUGUAAUCCCAGCACUUUGGGAGACCAAGGCGGGUGGAUUACUUAAGGUCAGGAGUUUGAGACCACCUGGCCAACAUGGGGAAACCCCAGCUCUACUAAAAAUACAAAAAUUAACCAGGCAUUGUGGUGGGCACCUGUAAUCCCAGCUACUCAGGAGGCUGAGGCAGGAGAAUCGCUUGAACCCAGAAGGCAGAGGUUGCAGUGAGCUGAGAUCAUGCCACUGCACUCCAUCCUGGGUGACUGAAUGAGACACCAUCUUAAAAAUAAUAAACUAAAAAUUAAAAUGAAAUAAAAUAGGGUGGGGCCAGGCAUGGUGUUGCACACCUGUAAUCCCAGCACUUUGGGAGGCCAAGGCAGGAGGAUUGUUUGAGCCUGGGGGAUUGAGGCUGCAGUGAGCCAUGAUUGCACCACUGCACUCCAGCCUGGGUAACAGAGCAAGACCCUAUUUCAAUAGAUAUAAAAUUUCAAAAAUAGGGUGGUCCCUGGGAGGCUCAGACAAGGUGAUGUGUGAACAGAGACUGCAGAGGCAGGGCCUUUGCAUUGCCCGGCUCUAACAGGGUCCCUGACUGCCUCACGGAAGAGCAGCGAGAGUCAGCUUGUGGAGGGCAGGCAGGUGGGGAGAAGUGCAGAAGGUGAGGCCUUCGGGGUGUCCUGGCACGCAAGUGUGAAUAAAAGUGACCAACGUUUUGGCCUCAGCUCCUUGUGGACAAAUUUGUGUCCACAAAUUUGUGGAAAAAUUCUUUGUGGACAAAGGAUAGACAGAACUCAAAGUCAUCCGUCUGCUCACUGAGAUAAAUGCAUAUCUGAUUUCUUCCUUUGGAAAGGCUAAUCAGAAACUCAAAAGAAUGCAACUGUUUGUCUCUUAUCUGUGACCCAGAAGCCCCCUCUCCAAUUUGAAUUGUCCCACUUUUCCAGACAGAACCAAUGUACUUCUUACAUAUAUUGACUGAUGUCUCAUUUCUCCUUAUAAUGUAUAAAACCAAGCUGUGCCCGGACCACCUCAGGCACAUGUCAGGACCUCCUGAGGCUGUGUCAUGGGCUCGUGUCCUCAACCUUGGCCAAAUAAACUUCCUGAAUUGACGGA